AUGGCUGAAAAUGGGUCACAUGAACAAGUUGACCAAGUUUCCCUGACAUUUUUGGUGGACAAAGAGAAAAGCAGAGUCCUGUUUGCUGAGGCAGGGAAUGAUUUCGUUGAUGCUCUCUUCAGCUUCUUUACCCUGCCUUUAGGAACUAUUGCUAGGCUUGUAGCUGAAGAGUCAAACAUCGAAGCAGUGAGAUUUGGCAGCAUUAGCUCACUUUAUCAAAGUUUGAAAGAUCUUGAUCAACAAUAUCUAUGGUCACAUACCUGCAAGAAAAUACUACUUAACCCUGGGAAUUUCAUGGAAGAAUACUGGCAGAGUAUGAAAUUGAACAUUGCCGAUACUGUUCCCAAGAUAUCCUACUUCUUCUGUGAGAACAAGGCUUGCAAAAUUGAAAAUAGGUCUUGUGUGAGUUUCAUAAAAAAUCAAAAGUGUAUAUGCGGAAAACUAUUAAAACAGGAAACAGCACGGAUUUUGUAUCAACUAAAUUCCUUUGUCAAGGUAACUUCCACUUUUAUUAUUUUUGAUGAUCUUAAUAUGAUGCCAAAUGUUGUUGGAACAAGUUUAAAUCUACUUCAGAAGCUAGGUGUCAAUGACGUUGGCACUAUUGAUAAACAAACCUUCAAUGUCAGCAAGAAAGAGGUUCUUGAUAUUUUCAAGUUGUCCUUGAUAUCCAAAACUCCUUUGACGGAAUUUAUCUUCAAAAGGGAACAGUUUGUUGGUGGUUUAGACCCAAGAAAUCAAUUGGAGUUUUGGAUUGGAGAUGUCAUGGAACCAUUUGAUGAAAUGGUUGUGAAAGUAGUGAGAAGAAAAUCAAAUGGUCAAAUUAUGUAUGUUGAAGCAGAGGAAGAUUUUGCUGACUUUAUAUUUAGCUUUUUGAUCAUUCCUUUGGGAAGAGUGUUGCAUAUGCUCAAAGGAUUCUCGUUUUUAAGCUGCAUUGAUUCUUUAUAUAAGAGCAUGACUGAGUUGUCUUCAGACAAAGGUUUUAGGUCAAGUGUGGUAAAGGAUAAACUAAUUAAGCCUACUAUUCAAUGGGAAAUUCAACUCAGGCAUCAGAUAUUACCGAUACAUGACCAUAAUCUGGAUAGGACUAAUGAACGAGUAAAUUUUGUGGACUAUAAAUCCCCUAUUGCUGGAGGAUAUGUUAAAAGUCCAUUAACAAUCAUGGUGACUGAUGAUUUGGUUGUGUCACCAAUGUCAACAAUUUCUGGUGUUUCAUAUUUAGAAAAAUUGAAGGUGCCCUUCAAUGAUGUGGAAGAAAGAACUGUCAGGAUCUGCAGGAAGGAGGGUCUCAGCAUACUAAAAGCUUCAUUGACCACAACUUCUGCUUUGACAAAUGGUCUAAACCUUUACAUAAUUGAGCAAUUGAUGAAUGAACAAAGGGCACUGUCUAUCCAUAAAGAGUAG
Molecule: messenger RNA, 1401 nt
Organism: Vicia villosa (hairy vetch)
Lineage: Eukaryota; Viridiplantae; Streptophyta; Magnoliopsida; Fabales; Fabaceae
Exons: 3
Coding region: 1-1401 (466 amino acids)
Source: RefSeq, a predicted model, not a curated record